Molecule: messenger RNA, 2151 nt
Organism: Pogonomyrmex barbatus (red harvester ant)
Lineage: Eukaryota; Metazoa; Arthropoda; Insecta; Hymenoptera; Formicidae
Source: RefSeq, a predicted model, not a curated record
UGACUUGAGUAUGAUCAAUGGAGCGUAUCGUUUAUGUGAUAGUGAAUUUAAGUUACGAAUGGCACAUCGAUUAUUAAGUUUCUCGUUGCGUCGCACAUUAUUAAUCUAUACGUAAACAGAACGAGAGCUUUCCCUAAUUAAUUUAAUUAAUUUAAUUUAACGAGGGAUCGCAAUUUUCGCAUUUUAGAACGUGAAUCAUCAAUCAUCGUGAACUUAUCUUUUGGGUUAUGCAUGUCGAUUGGGACACUAAACAUUUAAAAAUUUUAUUCCUGAAGUAUUGUAAAAAUGAUAUAUACAAAAGAAUGGAGCACGAAACGUCCAUGGCUUCCUGCUCGGACAACCUGUCUCUAAGGACAUGUGGACAUAACCUGGUAUGACGGGUCCUUGGUUGACAAAGUUGUUAUUUCGGUCAUGUAAAAUUGUCCUGUGGCACAAGAGACAUUCGCCUGUAUAUUGUUUCCCAGAAUUAAGCUUGACUGCAAUUUCUUUGUUAUGGACACUUUCCCUACACAAGAUUACGAGAACAAAAUGGAAGCAUCAUUCGAGUAUAGCGAAUCUGUAGUCACUGCUGCGAAUCAUCAGUGCGAGAUUGUCCAAUCUGUGAACAACCAAGCACCUUCGCAACAGAUACAAGUACAGGGUCAGGAAAACCAUGAUUCAUUGACAUUACAGCAACAACAGCAGCAGCAACCGACACAUCAAAUGACGCAGAUUGAGUCAAAUGUCGAACAGAAAGCAAUGUCGAUUAGAUUGCCUGCUUUGUUGGAUGGAGAAUACUUUACAGUAACUAAAGUGGAGGAUACUAAUGUUACAGUGCGUUGUCAGCAGUGUAAGAAACUGUUGAACGGUAAUCUGAAGUCCACUGGGAAUUUUCUUAGUCACAUAAAGCGAUUGCAUCCGACCUUGAUGGGCAAAAUAAGAUGCAAAUCUAGUCAGAGAAAGUCCGCAAUAUACGUCAACUCAACAUUACCCGAUAAAUGCUCGGGAAAUGAAAUAGUAAAGCGUGUAGUGCUACAAAAUAGAAAGUAUUGUAAAACGGAGGAAUGUACAGCUGGAAACGAAGAACCUUACGAGCACCAAUCUGCCAAUUGGAACGAUAUGUCCUUGAUUCGAGAAUCCGAAGAGUCGGAGUCCGUGGAUCCAUCUCUGAGAAUAACGCACAAUAAUUCAUUCAUGAUGGAGGAUGAAUACGAUGCGAUCGGGCGCAAUGUUGCUGCCAAGCUCAGGAAUAUGAGAGUGGAUCAAAGGAUUAUAGCUGAGAAAUUGCUGAACGACAUUCUAUUUGAAGCUCAACUCGGCAAUCUUCACAGAGAUUCGAGUAUUCAUGCAUGAGAGAAAGAGAGAUGUACAAACGGCCUUUAUCGAUAAUGUAUAUAUUUUCCAAUGAAUUGUGAAAGAACGAUUUUCUGCUUGAUUUGACGAAAGAGGACGUGAUAUGAUCAAUAGUGUUAUAUAAUUAGUUAUAAUACAUGUAUAUAGAUUGAUAUACAAAGAUUGCAUAUUCGUGGAUGAAUAGGUGAUAAUUUUUGCGAACGUUAACAUUUUAGCUUUGGAAAGACAUAUGUUCAUAUUUUUUAUGAUACAUCUUGUUAUGGUGUACUUGAGAUCAUUUUAGAUUUUCAUAUGAAGAUAAAGUUUAAAUAUUCCGAUGAUCUCAAAGAAGUAUAUACAAUCGUACAUUAUAUAUUAUCAUACUUCCUUUUUUAUAUGAAUGUAUAAUAUUGUAAUAUUUAUAAUGUAAAUAUUUUCAUAUAAUGUAAAAUAAUUCGUCAAAUAAUGAAACAUGCUGCCUAAAAGUAUUAGAUUGGUACAAAUGGUUUGUCAAUUUCCUAUUAAAAUUUUUAAAUAAAAUUAGAAAUUUCUUCAAUAUUAAAAAACGAUUUUUUAUAAAAAAAGUGUUUCGACAAUUAUUUUAGUUAAUCAGUUAAUUAGCAUAAUUAUUUAUCUAAGUUCAUAUCAAUUAAUUAAAUUAAUUCGGCCUAUGGGUAAUUUUAUAUCUAAAUAUAUUUGGCAAGUCUUUUGUGCCAAUCUAACAGCAAUUGUACCGUUUGUGUCUAAAAAUCUACCGAUUAUUCUAUAUUCUAGAAUUAGCGUAAACUACAGUCAGUUGUAAUAUAUAAUAGCUUAUAAAUAUACAAGUUUAAUAAACAA